CUUAUUCGUCCCGCUAUUUGCCGCGUUGGACUUGGACCGGCCGGCUGAGCCUGGGGAUGGCUGACUCUGCGAGCUUGCGAAUGCAGCUGUGCACCGAACAGUUCGGCUCCCGAGCCCCGCGCGGCUGUCGUGCUGCCGCCGACGGGAGCCUGCAGUGGGACGGGGCUCGGCGCUGGGGCUGGCUCUCCCGGGCCCCGACAGAGAAACCCGGGCAGGACGCGGAAGGCGGGGAACCCUGGGCAGCGCUGCCCGCGCUUUCGGGCCUCAGAGCCGUGCUGCUGCCUCAGGGCUUCCCAGAUAGCGUCAGUCCGGACUACCUGCCCUACCAGCUGUGGGAUUCGGUGCAGGCCUUUGCUUCCAGCCUCUCCGGCUCCCUAGCCACCCAGGCAGUGUUGCAGGGCUUAGGGGUAGGCGACGCAAAAGCCUCUGUUUCAGCUGCCACGUCUACCUGGCUCCUGAAAGAUUCCACGGGCAUGCUGGGCCGCAUCAUCUUUGCCUGGUGGAAGGGGAGCAAAUUGGACUGUAACGCAAAGCAGUGGAGGCUCUUUGCUGAUGUCCUCAACGAUAUAGCGAUGUUCCUGGAGAUUAUGGCUCCCAUGUACCCAAUCUUUUUCACCAUGACUGUCAGUAUCAGCAACCUAGCCAAGUGCAUUGUGGGUGUGGCUGGUGGGGCCACUCGAGCUGCGCUGACCAUGCACCAGGCCCGAAGAAACAACAUGGCUGAUGUGUCAGCUAAGGACAGCAGCCAGGAGACAGUGGUGAACCUAGCCGGGCUCCUCGUCAGCCUGUUGAUGCUUCCUCUGGUAUCAGACUGUCCGAGCCUCGGCUUUGGAUGUUUCGUCCUCCUGACUGCUCUCCACAUCUACGCCAACUACCGGGCAGUCCGAGCCCUCGUCCUGGAGACUUUGAAUGAAAGCCGGCUCCAGCUGGUCCUAAAGCACUUCCUUCAGAGGGGAGAAGUACUUGAGCCUGCUUCAGCCAAUCAGAUGGAGCCAUUGUGGACAGGUUUCUGGCCAUCCCUGUCUCUGUCCCUGGGUGUUCCGUUACACCACUUGGUCUCCAGUGUCUCUGAGCUGAAGCAGCUGGUUGAAGGGCAUCAGGAACCAUACCUCCUUCGCUGGAACCAGUCACACAACCAGGUCCAGGUUGCUCUGAGCCAAGUGGCUGGCCCCGAGGCUAUCUUGAGGGCUGCCACUCACGGGCUGGUUCUCGGAGCCCUGCAGGAAGAUGGACCCCUUCCAAAAGAGCUAGCACUGCUGAGGGAGCAGGCUCGGGCUGGUCUUAAGAAAGAAAACUGGGUUCUCGUCAGGGAGACACAUCAAGUGUUGGACACGCUGUUCCCAAAGUUCUUGAAAGGACUGCAGGCUGCUGGCUGGAAGACCGAGAAACACCAUCUAGAAGUGGAUGAGUGGAGGGCCACAUGGCCCCUAUCUCCAGAAAAGAAGGUCUUAUGAGCAGUCUGGCUGGAGACCCAGAGCCCAGGACAGGAGCCUGGAGCCCAGGACAGGAGCCCGGAGCAAGGACGCUUCAGCCACAGCAGGAUGAAGGGCAACUUUAUUUUUGCAUAGGCAAACUGUUAUGACCAGUUGGCCACUAUCUUGUGGGAAGUGACAACCAAUCAAAUGGACUGGAUCCCAGGCACAGAGGAGGGAACCAGUUCCUUCCUACCACGUUCUUGCCCCUUUUCCUUUUUUGAGACCCACUACAGGGUCCCCACCCUCACUUUCUGUGAGACUCAGAUGUCCUGGUUGCAGUCAUGGUAUUGAACAAAUUUGACCUUAUGCAUAAAAGCCCCAGAGGAACACAGCCACGGUCAUCAUGAGCAGGGCAUUAAGGUUGACCACCCGGGCCCAGCCAGGGUCCUCACUGAUGUCCUCUAGCCGCCUGGUUGUCGCAGCCACCUCCUCGGUGGGUGGAGGACUACCUGACCCACUCCUGCUCAUCCCACAGAACCAGAGCAGGCACUGACGGAGCCGGCUCGGUGCUGGGGCCUGGACGUCUGGAAGAAACAGGGAGGCUACAGUUAGUCUGGAGGGAGUUAGCUCCCCUAGUUAACCCAGGACACUUACCGGGGCGUGCCUCACCUUCGAUCUCCACUGCAUGUUCCUGGCACUUGUUCUGCACAGGGGACGGGGUUGGGAUUUCUAACUCAUCAGCAUCUAGGUCCUCCCGUUCCUCCUUGCUGUGCCGGAGACUGAAAACCAGGCGGUGGAGCUGGGGAGUUAGGGAGAAGGGACAGGUGGGAGCUUUGCUCUCCACUCCAAGUCUACACUGGCAUACCCACGUUGUCACUGCCUCCCUAGCCCCGACCCUGGCCUGCACACUUGCCUAGGCUCAGCUCACUCGAGACUCCUCUCUCUGGGAUAGCCUUUGCCGUCACUAAACCCUAGCUCUUCAUCUAAGUGUUAAAGUCAUUGGCCCCGCCCCCAUGUCUACACCCAGAACUGUAGUUCUUCAGACUGGUCUUAGAGUUCUGAUCACUGUGUGUUCCCAUUGUCAUUUGCUCUGCUUCUCCAAAAUGUCACAUAAGUAAAUGUGCUUGCCCUGAAAAUAAAGCUUCACACUGAA
Arvicola amphibius (Eurasian water vole) is the source of this 2568-nucleotide messenger RNA. RefSeq names its product RUS family member 1 (gene Rusf1). Lineage: Eukaryota; Metazoa; Chordata; Mammalia; Rodentia; Cricetidae. The coding region runs from base 57 to 1454 and encodes 465 amino acids. The record is from RefSeq and is a predicted model, not a curated record. The transcript is spliced from 13 exons.